UUUUUUCUUUUUGUGUCGUCCUUCUUCCCGUUGAGCUAAUCGAUUACGGUCACCCGCGACACCUGCUCACAGUUUCUCAUAUUUAUCCUCACGUAAUUACACACACCAUGGAUGAUUUUGACAUGCUGAACGCGCCCGCCGCUGGGAACGGUGUCGGGUCGGAGGAGGACCCCGCUGCCGCUUUCUUAGCCCAGCAGGAGAGCGAGAUCGCGGGGAUUGAAAACGACGAAGGCUUCAGCAUCCUGGACAGCGGAGAGGUCCCCUCGUCGCUUGGAGACCCUAACGAUGGUGCUGUCAAUGGAGAGCUUCAUGGGGAAAGCAACGGUCCGUCAGACGCCUAUGCAGCAAUUUCCAAUGCAGACCGGCUGCAGGCAGAACCUGAAAGCCUACGCAAGUGGAGGGAGGAGCAAAGUGAACGGCUGGAGUUGCUAGAUGAAAAUUCUCGCAAGCAGGAGUCAGAGUGGAAGGAGAAAGCCAAGGUGGAGCUGGAGGAGUGGCACGCCAGGCAGAACGAGCAGCUGGAGAAAACCAAAUCGAACAACAGGGUGCUGGAUGAAGACUUCUACAAGCAGCCCUUCUCUGAGCUCAUUGGUUAUGUCACACACAUUAACCAUCCUUGCUACCGCCUAGACCAGGCGGCUGAGGAGGCCAUGAUUUCAGAUCUGGACGAGAACAACCCCGGCACGGAGUGGGAACGGGUGGCUCGGCUCUGCGACUUCAACCCCAAGUCCAGCAAGCAGGCCAAAGACGUGUCCCGCAUGCGCUCAGUCCUCAUCUCCCUGAAGCAGUCCCCGCUAGUCCGUUAGGCAGCCAAAGCUGCCCAGGGCGUCAUUCCAUAUCAUCCUCUAUCACCACACACCAACCAACCCAGCAGUCACAACCUGUAUUCUGAAGACAAGGGGGCUUACACCCCUUCUGUGUACGCGUUUGCCAUGCACAGUCAUUCCCCCCCCCCAUGGAAGGAUAUAGCCAGUGGUCCUGCCCUCAUCCAUUUCCACCUGGCAGGGCUGUAGAGAUUAACCUUGAAGCACCAGCUCACCAUUUCCUCCCCCUUAAAGGGUUUCCACCUGUGUGCACCUCUUCCACAGACCAAACAAGACCUUUUAAUAAUCACGUUUAACAAACUGAGAUCAAGGCCUGUUAGAUCGACACCAGGUCUCAUGGUCUGUGGUCUUGUGCAACACUUGUGUAAGGGUGGUGAGCUGGGACACUAAAAGGGAAGGGUUGAUGUUCGUUUGGGCCUUCAGCUACACUACAGCCUGCUUCACACGGCCCCCAAACAAUAUCAUUCCCAUGAUGCUGUACUCUAACUCUUAACCUGUCAAUCUCAUGAAUCUUUCUUCGACUUACGAGGGUUGAUCGAUGUUAAAUGGUUUACUUCACCUUCUGUUUUCCCAUCCUUACAAAAAAAAAACAAAAAACUUAAGAAUUUUUCUUUAUUGUUGUUUUUUAAGGACCAAACUCUAAGACAGAACUCCAAAUUCAGUGUGUGUACUUUAAGCUGUGUGUGUAGAGCCUGCUUGUGGCAUAUUGUGUUCAAUUUUCCGAUCUAUGCAUUUCCUUUUGAAAAGCCUCUCCCCUCUCCAGUCAGGAACUGAACAAAGUCCAGUCAUUACAAUACAUAUGACCUGUUUGUGUGUGCGUUUAAACCUCAACAGUGUGUGUAUGUACUCUAUGCGUGUACCUAUGUACAUAUACAGAAGGCAAUAUAUAUACAGUAUAUAAAAUGUUUAUGUCACUGAAAUUAGACAGUUGUGGUUUUAAAGAGAACUAGAUAUUAGCCAGCUGUUGCUUGACCAUGCGUGUUCAUUGUCCAUUUGAUUUCAAUAUCAGUAAAAAGUGAAUGAAA
Epinephelus fuscoguttatus (brown-marbled grouper) is the source of this 1849-nucleotide messenger RNA. RefSeq names its product clathrin, light chain A (gene clta). Gene Ontology annotation, biological process: clathrin coat assembly; intracellular protein transport; clathrin-dependent endocytosis. The coding region runs from base 108 to 806 and encodes 232 amino acids. Lineage: Eukaryota; Metazoa; Chordata; Actinopteri; Perciformes; Serranidae. The transcript is spliced from 7 exons. The record is from RefSeq and is a predicted model, not a curated record. Gene Ontology annotation, molecular function: clathrin heavy chain binding; structural molecule activity. Gene Ontology annotation, cellular component: clathrin coat of coated pit; postsynaptic endocytic zone cytoplasmic component; clathrin coat of trans-Golgi network vesicle.